AUGCAGUCUCAUCGCUCGGGCUGGAUCAUGACUUCCACUCGACCCGACAUGCUGACGACGAAUACUAAUGGGCAUGUCUGCAAUAUCGCUUAUCCAUUGGCCUGUUUGUGCGUUAGUGGGUCAGGGGACCAUUUCGGGACACUCGAUUGGUGCUGGCCCAUUCCACGAGCCCGCAGAUACUAUUUUGCAGUCCGUCGCUAUGCGACCGACCAACUUAGCCAGAAGGUCGUGGCGUUCAGCCAAUCGAGGCCCAGUUUCGUCGAGAACAUGAUCUUCAGAAGGCCCUAA
Protopolystoma xenopodis is the source of this 288-nucleotide messenger RNA. NCBI's taxonomy places the organism in Eukaryota, Metazoa, Platyhelminthes, Monogenea, Polystomatidea, Polystomatidae. The record is from the annotation of a GenBank genome assembly.